Apis florea (little honeybee) is the source of this 970-nucleotide messenger RNA. Its product is annotated as 2-aminoethanethiol dioxygenase. Gene Ontology annotation, molecular function: oxidoreductase activity, acting on single donors with incorporation of molecular oxygen, incorporation of two atoms of oxygen. Gene Ontology annotation, cellular component: mitochondrion. The record is from RefSeq and is a predicted model, not a curated record. NCBI's taxonomy places the organism in Eukaryota, Metazoa, Arthropoda, Insecta, Hymenoptera, Apidae.
AUUCGUUUAACCUCUAAAUAUGAAAUAACUUUCAACAACAACGAAAUAAUUUAACGAAAUAUUUUAGAAAAAUAAUUUAUAUAUAAUAAUUGAAUGGUAAAUUCAUAGAAUCGUAUUAGAAAAUAAAUAAAUAUGACGGCAGCGAUUAAAACAUUAUGGAAACAAGCGUUAAAUACAUUUGAAGAACGAAGUAACGUAGGAUUUAAACUUUGUCAAAAAAAUUUUGACAAAUUGCGGUAUUUAAUGAACAAAAUUACGGCCGAAGAUGUAAAUCUAAAUAAACAAAUCCUUGAUUUUAUUCAAGUGCAACAUGCACCGAUGUGGGUUAUUGAUAUAUUUGAAAACAAAGACUUUGCUAUUUCAAUUUUUAUAUUAAAACACGGAUUUACGAUGCCAAUUCAUGAUCAUCCUGGAAUGUAUGGAUUUUUAAAGGUAAUCAAUGGUGUAGUUCAAGUAAAUAAUUAUACUUUAAAAGCGAAUGAAGAUCAUACGAUUAGAUUAAACAAAGAAAUUAUGGCAUUUGGACAUAAGCCGAUAUCUUUACAUAGUAAUUCACCUGCUUGUACUCUUACACCAAGAGAAAAAAAUUUACAUGAAAUUACAUGUAUCGAAGGACCUGCUGCAUUUUUGGAUAUACUUAGUCCACCGUAUGAUGUGGAUGAAUCUGGAAAAGGUCCAAGACCAUGUACAUUUUUCAAAACUGUUAGUAGUUCCAAAUUAUGUACAGAUUCAUCGGAUAUAGUUGAAGAAGUUAAAUUGGUAGUGAUUGAAGGUCCACCGGAUUUCUAUUCUGGAAGUCUUAAAUAUACGGGACCACCUUUAAUGUGACCUGAAGUACCAAGAAAUAUUUUUUGUUCUAUUUGUUAAAAAAUUGCAUUUUAUUGUAUUAAUUUACGACUCCGAUUUUAAAUUAUUAUAAAUUUUUAAGAAUGUUCAAUUCUAAUUGAAUAUAUACGAUGUUUAUUUCUUG